CAGGGCCUCCGCUGCAAAACACAGCCAGGAGCAGCACUGAGUCGCACACAGACGGGGCUGUCGUGCACAAGUCAGCCAGCCACGCAAACAUUUCUUUGCUUAUGUUCGGUUUGGAUUCAUCUGCAAAAUAAUGACCAGCAACAAGAAGGCCAGACCAUUUGAGACGCCUUUAGAGACGCCAGCUGCUCCAGAGGACUUACAGGGAGAAAACACAAGGCCGGGACACGAAGAAGAGGAGAAACUUAUACUUACAGCCUGGCAAAGUAUGUCUUCAGCUUUGCAGCAGCAUAGUCUGUGUGAGUGCUCCAGAGUUGCAGGCCCGGCUCAGUCUUUCCUAUCCAAGCAGAGACAGUCAACACAGGCCAGGAGGGCGCUCUCUUACCGGCUGCAGCCCAGGUAGGGGUCUCC
Molecule: messenger RNA, 408 nt
Organism: Labrus mixtus (cuckoo wrasse)
Lineage: Eukaryota; Metazoa; Chordata; Actinopteri; Labriformes; Labridae
Product: protein Hook homolog 2-like
Exons: 3
Coding region: 131-400 (89 amino acids)
Biological process (GO): cytoplasmic microtubule organization
Molecular function (GO): microtubule binding
Source: RefSeq, a predicted model, not a curated record